AUUAGGAAGAUGAAUGGCAUAACUGGCAUUACAGCUCACUCAGUAACUUCUUUUUCUUCUUCUUCUCCUCCUUCUCCUUCUAGACUCGGACUCGCCCGCGUUGACCCGGUCCGGGUUGACGCUCUUUCUUUCCCUGCUUAACUUGCUCUUGCUAGGGAUAAGCUGAUAGAUGAAUCUGGCGAGCCAUUUUUCGUUCUCAACAGUGAUGUUAUCAGUGAGUACCCACUUAAAGAGAUGAUUGAAUUCCACAAAUCCCAUGGAGGAGAGGCUUCUAUAAUGGUGACAAAGGUUGAUGAGCCAUCAAAAUACGGUGUGGUUGUGAUGGAGGAGAAAACGGGGAAGGUUGAGAAAUUUGUGGAGAAGCCAAAGCUCUUUGUUGGUAACAAAAUUAAUGCUGGAAUCUACCUGUUGAACCCCUCUGUCUUGGACCGAAUUGAACUGAGGCCCACUUCUAUUGAGAAAGAGGUGUUUCCAAAGAUUGCAGCAGAGGAAAAGUUAUAUGCAAUGGUUCUGCCUGGGUUCUGGAUGGAUAUUGGACAACCAAAGGACUACAUUACCGGUCUGAGACUCUACUUGGAUUCAUUGAGAAAGAAGUCUUCUCCUAAGUUGGCUAGUGGCGCACACAUUGUUGGGAAUGUCAUUGUGGAUGAGACCGCCAAAAUUGGCGAGGGAUGCCUCAUUGGACCUGAUGUCGCCAUUGGUCCUGGCUGCAUUGUUGAGUCAGGUGUGCGACUCUCACGCUGCACGGUAAUGCGAGGAGUCCGGAUCAAGAAGCAUGCUUGUGUAUCCAGUAGUAUUAUUGGAUGGCAUUCCACAGUUGGGCAAUGGGCACGAGUGGAGAAUAUGACUAUCCUUGGAGAAGAUGUCCAUGUUUGCGAUGAAAUUUAUACCAAUGGUGGCGUGAUUUUGCCUCACAAAGAGAUCAAGUCAAGUAUUCUGAAGCCAGAGAUAGUCAUGUGAGGUUAAUGUUCAAACUGGUAGCAAUGUGAUGAGGAGGCAGUAAGUUAUUGAGUUGAAAUUCUGUUGGUUUGUUUCAUCUGUUUUCCUUUCAUGCCUUCAUUCCUUUUGUUUUCUCUUGUCCUGCAUAGUGUACAAGUCAGUUCUUUGUUUAGAACGAAUGAUGCCAUUGCGAUGUUGAAAGGCCACAAUCUUUGUAAAUGGCAAGUUUGGUCUUUUGUGUAAAAGUUGUCUAAUUUUAAGUGUAAGUAUAGAAAUAAAUUAUUAAUUAGUUGUUUAUUUCCAUCUGUUGGUAGCAAGGAUCAAGAAGCCAAGGAAGAGUUCAAUCAUCUUUAUAGGGAAAGCUAAGGGUUUUUAUGA
Messenger RNA from Arachis ipaensis, 1317 nucleotides. The record is from RefSeq and is a predicted model, not a curated record. Lineage: Eukaryota; Viridiplantae; Streptophyta; Magnoliopsida; Fabales; Fabaceae.